Nymphaea colorata (pocket water lily) is the source of this 952-nucleotide messenger RNA. RefSeq lists its product as uncharacterized. Lineage: Eukaryota; Viridiplantae; Streptophyta; Magnoliopsida; Nymphaeales; Nymphaeaceae. Bases 144 to 662 code for a protein of 172 amino acids. The record is from RefSeq and is a predicted model, not a curated record. The transcript has 4 exons.
CUAAUUGGCGGGUCGGACGCAUCAGAACCGAAUUCGAUUUGUGGGACCGGUCGUCGAAGGGAUUCAUCAUUCGUACGGCGACAAACGAUCGCGCCAACCCCAGCCUUUCGUCCUAGCCAGAGGAUUUCCGGCGAACGCCGCUCAUGGCUUCCCCCGCCCUCUCCUUGCUUCUCCACCCACAUCAUCAUCUUCAUCGUCAUUCCUUCGGCGUCUCAACUUCUUUGCUCCUCACUUCCCCUGCAUCCAUCUCCGUGCCUCGUAGUAGGUCGAGGAGGACGCCGACAUCCCCGUUGACAAAGAAGGGGACGCGCAGACGCGCUUCUCCCGCCGUAGCUCAAGUCGAUGUCCUUCGAGUCAUAUCAACCGCGUGGAGGGUUGGCAAAGAGGGGAUUGAGGCAGGAAUUAAAUUUGUGCCGGAUUCAGUUCCAAGACCUGUAGCCAGGGUUGGUGUUGGUGGUCUCGCCCUAAUGGUUACCCUCUUUGUGUUGAAGUCGUUCAUCUCCACGGCAUUUUUUGUUCUGGCCAUGAUGGGAUUCAUAUAUUUUGUAUUCUUAGCGGUAAACAAGGGUGAUGGCUCAAGUGGUGGAGGUGGUGGUGGCGGUGAGCAGUCCACGGAUGAUGCACUGGAAGAAGCAAGAAGGAUAAUGGAAAAGUAUAAGUGACCUUUAUUUUGGUGAAUCUUUUGGACUUUGAGGUUCAUAAUUAUAGCUUGUCAUGUGGAUGGCAUUGGAUCUCUUGAAUGGUACAAGGAGACCAUGUGUACCAUAACAUAAAAGUUUCUAGUGUUCUCUUGAAUUAAGGCUUCAUCAGUUUGUAAUGGUGUCACAGGCUCCAAUUUUAUCGGAAUUACACAAAGUUGUUAAACCAGCAAUCAUACAUGUGGACAAGUAGUGAACAUUUUUGGCUUUUUGGUAAAUGUAUGUUGUGGGAUUUUUUCCCCAUGUAACAGUUA